GGAGUCUUCGCCUCGAGUCAAAACAAAACAAAACAAAUCCAAAAAAAAGAUAUUGGACGAACGGAUAUUUGGACCCCCGCGAUGUAAAGGAGUCGCCAAAAACUCGCUUUUUACCGAAAACGGAUACUCGAAGGAAGCUGCGGGAACCUUUAGCGUACUUUUUUUCUCCCCCCCUCACGGAUUUUAAACUCUGAGAUAGCCGGAGCUCACCCAGCUAGGUGGCUAUCGUCUUGUUUUCAAAGUGCGGCGAGUUUUCGCCGACGAAGCUGCAAGGCAUUUGAACUCGCCGAGGAACCGGCCUUGCGGGUUUUGUCGUCCCGUGUGUGUGUCCCCCCCUCCAGGUUGCGGCUCGGAUCCGGACUCAGAUCCAGGUCUGGAGACGUUUUGAGUCCCGCUUUUCGAGCGUCGCGUGCUCCGGCGGAGUGCCGAGAAACAUGGCAGAUGGUGACACGCGCCUGCCCACAUUGCGGCGGACUGUGCAAACCUGAACCGGAUCAGACACCGACUUUUCCUCAUAUGUCCACUUCCUUUAUGGGGUUUUAUGUGUGUUCUGGUAACUCACAACACGUACUGCGCGGUUGUGUUAAAACGCUCCCUGUUCUCGCCGUUUCUUCAUGUCAGCGGGCCGGGACAACUUGGUUUGUUUGGUUGGAGCAGCUCUUGUGCAGCACAGGCCGAGCGGCGCCCAGCGUUAUCGUCACUUUUUUUCUUUCUUUUUUUUACGCUUCUCAUCAGUCCGGCGAACAAACUUUGCAGCCGACAAUCAACGUAUAGCACAGUUUAAUUUAGUGAAAUCUGCCUCGGGUUGGGUUAUGUUGGACUGAUUUACGAUUGCUUUUUGGGUGUUUGUUUGCGAACCGUUUUAAGUUACGCGGAUUUUUUUUAAGCAUGCGUUGAAUCUAGACAACACGUUGUUUACAAGUGGAGACGGGGGGGGGGGGGCUCCCUAAGAAGCUCUUUUGUAACAGUGACCCACUGCGGUGGCUGGCUAAUCCUUCCCCGUAGCUUCACAGGAGAAAAGUACCUUAGUGUGUUUUAAAGCGACCAAAACCGAGUGAGCUAAUAUAUUAGUAAAUGGUAAAUGGAUUGCAUUUAUAUAGCGCGUUUCUAGCUGCAACAGUCACUCAAAGCGCUUUACAAUCAAUGAAUGCCUCACGUUCACCCAUACACGCACGCACACGCUCGCUCACUCACUCAUACACCAACCAAUAUUCUGCAAGUAUGCUACCGCAUAUAUUUUUAACAGUUUGAUUUCACUUCUAAUUAUCGGUUACUGUUUUGGGAUUUUUUUUCUCAUUUCGUCUUAAAUAUAUAUCUUCUCCAAUUUUGCACAUCCAAAACGUUUAUUUUACACUUUAGUUUAUGUAGAGCGGUUUAUGUUUUUUUUCCCGUGUACUCGGGUGAGCCUAUUGCAAGAAAGUCAACGACAAUUUUUUGUCACUGUAGUUUAAGACAAAGAUAGACAAAAGUUGCGAAUCCAGAUGUUUCGGUAUUCGUUCCCCAUCGGACCCUUUGUUCUUCUAUUCAAACAAAGGAAUCCUCACCCAAGCCCUCAUUUACUCUGAUGUAAAUCGGAAGGUUUAUGAUAGUUACUAUUAAGGAGAUUAUUUGGGUUCCCUAAUCUCCAAUCUCAGGAUUAACUGAAGCUAUUGGUGUAUCCAGAUUAUUGCGUCUCUUUUCGAGACCUACUCUUCACCCCCUGGUGGGAAAAACAUAUUGUGUUUGGAAGUUAUUGAACCAACAACCUUUUUAUGUUUGGCCAACCUGGGUCACGUCUGUGUGUUUACCCUCGUGUUUAUUCUGCUCUACACUGCGCUUCUCGUUUCUGACACUGACCGCAUUUCGGGGUCAAAUCGCUCGACCCAACCUCUCGCCAUGGACGAGUCAUCGGUACCCCCGAUUGACCCAGAUUUUGAGCCUCAGAGCAGACCGAGGUCUUGCACAUGGCCUCUGCCGAGACCCGACAUCUCAGCUGUCAAGCCGGAGGGGGGAGAUGGCCCUGAGUCCGCAGCGGGGACCCCGCCCGCCGACGAAGACAAGCAGGAGCCUCAGCCAAUCACGUCCGAGCCCGAGAAAGCGGUCGCCGCGGAGGGUGGAGUCGUAGCCGGAGUGGGUGGUGCGACGCCCCGGAAGGGAUCGUCAAGGCGCAACGCGUGGGGGAACCAGUCCUACGCUGAUCUGAUCAGCCAGGCGAUAGAAAAUUCGCCCGAGAAACGCCUCACCCUGGCACAGAUCUAUGACUGGAUGGUGAAAACCGUCCCGUAUUUCAAAGAUAAAGGGGAUAGCAACAGCUCAGCCGGAUGGAAGAAUUCAAUACGCCACAAUUUAUCACUCCACAACAAGUUCUUGCGUGUGCAUAAUGAGUCAACAGGCAAGAGCUCCUGGUGGAUGCUCAAUCCGGAAGGGGGCAAGACUGGGAAGGCCCCUCGCCGUCGGGCUGCCUCCAUGGACAACAGUAGCAAAUUGUUGAAGAGCCGGAUGAGAGCCAAGCAGACCAAGAAGCAGGCUGGAGCCGUGGGCCUCGGGGGUGCUGGUGGGGCGCUGCAGGGGGAUGGUAGCACAGGGUCAGCGGGUGCAGACAGCCCCAACUCAUCCCAGCAGUUUUCCAAAUGGGGAGUUAACAGCAGCAGCCCCUCAUCCCGUGGCAGCCUUGAUGACCCUGACAUGUGGACCAGCUUCCGCCCGCGCACUAGCUCUAAUGCUAGCACCCUGAGUGGCCGUUUGUCCCCCAUCGCCCCUGGUCAAGAGGAGGAGGAGGAUUUGCCUGAGGAAGGACUCCUUGGGGGCUAUCCGACUAGCAACUUGCCCCCAACUCUUACUGAAACCCUAAUGGAGGAGCUAGACCUGAUUGACGGCCUCACACUGAUGACUGGGCAGCAGGGAGGAGCCAGUCCUAGCACAGCCCCGCCAGCACCCCCUACUCCGCUGCCCUCUGCUUCAACCCUGUUGCCUCGAGGAUCCAAUUUCCCUUCCUUCCGCCAGUUGCAACCCUCUAACCUCCCGCAAGCCUCCAACCAGACAGGGAAUCAGACCUCUGGGCCUAGCGGCACCAAGCCAUCUAACUUUGGAAACUCACUCUUCAACCCCUUGCCCAGCCCUGGCUCCCGCGGGAGUGGCCAUUAUGGCACCCACGUGCCCUCAAGCCUAGAGGCACUGCUCACCUCUGACUCCCCUCCUCCCAGUGAUGUCAUGAUGACUCAGGUGGACCCACUCAUGCCUAGCCCAGGAGGAGUUGGGUUGAUGGGGUUGGGUGUGCCCAUGGUGACUGGCAGAUCUAAACCUAACCAGCUGCUGUUGGGUAAGGGGCUUGAACCAAACACACCUGCGCCCAUGGUACUGCAGCCUCAGCUGCAGCCACCUCAACACCACCUCCACCACCAACAGCAACAGCCACCACACCAACAGCAGCAGCAACAACAGCAGCAGCAGCAACAGCAUCAGCAGCAUCUGAGCUCUCAGAUGGGGCUUGGAAUGAUCCUCUCAGGCAUGACCCAGGACCCUACGCAACUCCCAUCUCUCAAAGCCCAGCACACCCAGGUGCCAGUCGUCAGCCCUCAUCAUGGAGGGGCCAUCCCCACCACUAACCCCAGUGGGAACCUGCAAGGAAUGGGUCAGUUUGGAACUCCAUCCUGCUUCCUGCCGAGUCAAGACCGUCUCCCCACAGACUUGGAUAUAGAGAUGUUCACAGAGAACCUGGACUGUGAUGUAGACUACAUCAUCAACAGUGACCUCAUGGAUGGAGAUGGCAUCGAUUUCAACUUUGACCCCAUUCUACCAGGAGGCCAAGGCUACUCUGGCCCAGCCACCACGCAGAGUUCUGCCCACAACUGGGUGCCCAGCUAGCUUCACAAAAAAAAAAAGUAAUAUUAGCCAGGAAAUUAUCCCACUCAAGAUCACCUCACAAAAUGAUACAGCAACACGAUGAACACAACUGGUGCAUUCCUUCCCCUGUUGGCUGAAGAUCUGUUUUCAAAGAUCUUUCCUCUUGGACUCAAAGAUUAAACCAGACCUCAAACACGCUGUGUGCCAAGACAUGCAGAGGACAGGGAGGGGAUUAAGGCUACUAUGCACAACUUUUUCUCUUUAAAUUUUGAACACACAACUUUUUGGCUGCUGACCUUUUUUCAAUUUCAAGUUGUUUUUUUUUUGAGAGGUGUGUGAUACAAACUAUAAUGAAAAGACAAAUCACAACUAACUGCUCUUAUCUAGUUGGAGUUACUAUUGCAAUUACACCGAAUAGCUUUAAGGUGGAUAUGGUACCCCUGCGCGUGAUGUCUGCACACAAUUUGGAGUGAUGGUGUGCAGUUUGGAGAGGUGGCUAGUUUUGCCAUGAAAUGCCCAACUUUUGAGAAUGCUGUUUGGAUAUCGAUGUCAAAAAUAAGGUGCAAACCCAUCCUCUACUGGCUGCUCUCAAAGGAAAAGGCAACACAGUGACUGGAUAAAUCUUUUGAGGCAUCAGACUCAGUAGGUGGGGGGGGGAGAUUAUGGUUGACACUGAGGUUUCAGAUGCAUGAUUCAACAUUGGCUACAAAUUCUGACCAUAGGUUUGUGGUCACAAAGCGGUACGAACUGUACAGUUUUGUUUCUCUCCCAUUCAGGAGAGGAGAGAAGAGAAGACAAGCUAAUUUGGUUUUCUUCAAUGAAAUUUUUGAUUUCACAGUGAUUGAGUAUGUAUUUGCAGCUUGGCAUUUUUGACUUCAAUCCAGUGUGUUAAAUUUAUAAGUGGAUGUCACUUGGAGGGAGUGUUUUUUUUCCAUCCCUGAUGUGCAGUUAAACUAACAAAAUGAAGAAAUGUGAUUUGUGAAUUUAUAUAUGGGGCAUUCAAGGUUCAAGGACACAUUUAUAUUCGCCAACAAGUGAUUAGUUGGACAAGUGUUAUAUUGUCUUAGACAGCAUAUGCCUCUGCUAUUUAAUGAAUGGGGUUAUAUAUAUAUAUACAUAUAUAUAUAUAUAGUGCCCCAUCCAUUCACAGAACCUGUGCAUUUUCAAAGCACUUAGUGUUUCCUAUCAUGUGGCUUCACGCACAGGGACAUACAUAAGAUAGGAUCUUUGUGAGGUUUUACCAUUUCAUUAAAGAGAAUUUAAAAAGCCGUCAUACAUGUGAUGUACGCAUUGUACAUACUAUAUGUAUGUGACACGCUAUGCAGAUUUUAUCAGGAGAACUACAUAAAAUCUUGAAGGACAUUUUUAAAGAUCUCUUGAAGGGUUUUGCUAUUUAAACGGUUUCCUGGUAUUUUGUGGUGUCCCUUUAUUUCAGGGAUAAAGAGGGUUUCUAUGAGAACUUCUCGUUGAUUACAUUUUGUUAUAAAGUACUAACAGUCCUUUUUUGAGAAAUUAUUACAAUGUGUGAGAAGUAAAAAAAAAAAGAAUAUAUUUGACUAUAGUUUUAAUAUACAAUUUAGAUGGAGGUAAUGAAUGAAUUAUUAAUACAUAUGAAUAUAUUACUAAUCAGAAGCAAAGUUUUUUUUUUUUUUCUACAUUUGCAGAGAGCAAUGUCAAAUCAUUUUUAACGGUAAUUUUCUAUACUUUUUAUUUUUGUAAAAGGAUGAGAUGCAUGUAGAUUUUUUUUUUACAUAACCAAAGGAACACUAAUAUUUGCAUGGUAGGUAGGGAGCGCUUAGGUCUGACACAAUGAAUCUCAGCAUAGAUGAGCUUUGUAAAGAAAAAUGCUUUUUGGAGAACUCUUUGAGAUUGAACCAAGGCAAAACAGAUGAGGCAAAGUACAAGCACAACAGGCCGGUUUGACCUAUAAAAAAAAAUUCCCAAUGAUCUACCAUUUAAGUUUUUACAGUGUGCUUUUGUUAUUGUGAUAUCAGAAAAAAAAUAAUAUCUGCGCUUGAAAUGUGGCGAGGAGAACGGACAUUUCAUUGUCCCCAUUUUUUAUAAUGGUGAAUCUUCAUCUCAAGCAAGACGUGAUGCAACCAUCAGCUCUCAGGGUCACUCAGACACGUAAUGACGACGGGGAUGCAUGGGAGUAAAUCGGAGAAAAGAAAAUUGAUGCAUCCUACUUUCUCUGUCAAAAACAGACUGGAAAACCUAACAGCCCUUAACCUAUGUUUUGUUACUGGGGACGUUAUCUUCAACCGUUGACUCUUAAAAAGAAUUGAAUUUCCAUUUUUAGAGAAGUGUAUUCAAGCUCUCUAGCCAUUUCUAUUGAUGCUAGCCUUUUCCCUCGAGGUCAUUUUGACUGCCAGUACUGCAACACUAUAGCAUGUUACUCAGUAGCAACACAAGACUUCAUGUACUUUUGUUUCCCUUAAAACUUUUUUUUUGUGAUAGCCUAAAGUUUGUACUUAUUUUGUUUUUCAUAUCCGGUGAAGGUCAUUUAAUGUCAACUUUUUUGUCGUUGUUUUGUUGUCGUCGUUGUCAUUAUUGUCCGUGGAUUCGGAAUUUCCACCAGAAAUGAAAUACCCACAGUUAAACUUCAAUAUUCAUCCUCUCACUGUGGCUGCGUGAAUAUGUUGGUCUCUGGAUUUGUAUAUAGCACUCUGUGGCAAAUGUUCCUCUAUUGAAUGGUGCUAGAUGUCUCUUAUGGCAUACCUUAAAGUACGCCGUGAUGCGAUGGGUGCACAAUUACAUAGAAUCGGGGCCUUUAAAUGGCCUGUAUACAACAUUAUCUUGGAUUGGUUAUUAAGGUGAUAGUUAGCAUACAAUCAAUAACCCCAACCCUAUUUAUCUCUUGUUUUUCCAUCUAUAUUAUGACCUCCCCUUCCCCCUGAAACUUUGUCACUUAAUGUAUAGAUUUGGGAGAAUAACAAAUUACCAGUUUAUGUACACUACAAAAUGGCACCUUUUUGUUUUUUUUUUGUAUUAAAUCAUCCAUGACACAGAUGUAAUCGUUUCAGAAAGAUUACACUGAAAUCCCUUUUAUUUUUUUGCUUUUUUGAGAUUUUUGGCCUAAUCCGUUGGAAAUCUUCUGCUCUCUUGACAUUCAGCUACCCGUUUGCAUUUGAUAGGAGAGUCCAAUUUUAAACUGAGGAGUGGCGGCUGUGAUUGUGAGUAGACAUCCCCUUGCAUUAACAGUAUUCGCUGUGCUACGCCUUGAUGUAUGCAUAGCUUACCUCCAAUGCUGCCUCAUAAACUCAGCUGUGGCGUUAUCAUUUGCAUUGUAUCUCCCAUAUAUUACAACUGUUUUAAUUUUUUUCUCACUUUUUACCUUAACUCUCAUUUUAUGAUUAAGUAGUAAUUAGUCACUGUAAGUUUUUUCUUAAAAAUAAAUUUAAGACCCCCCUCACUUGAUACAGCAUUUUAGUAUUUGAAAAGGGUUGUUUUCUAAUUUUUUUUCUUCAUAUGGGUGGGUUGGGGUCAGGGAUGAAUGAAUUGUGCAUAAGCCAAUAUGUUUAUUUCUUUUAAUAAUGUUGAUAGUAUUUCUUUCUCCCCCCCCCCUCAAUCUUUGUUUGCAUAAUGUAAAGUCAGCCAGAGAUGACAGUAAACAUAUUUCUGAACAGUGGAAAUAAACUUAAUCUCUUUAA
Messenger RNA from Lampris incognitus (smalleye Pacific opah), 7472 nucleotides. RefSeq names its product forkhead box O4 (gene foxo4). Gene Ontology annotation, molecular function: RNA polymerase II cis-regulatory region sequence-specific DNA binding; DNA-binding transcription factor activity, RNA polymerase II-specific. Gene Ontology annotation, biological process: regulation of transcription by RNA polymerase II. The record is from RefSeq and is a predicted model, not a curated record. Gene Ontology annotation, cellular component: nucleus. Bases 1876 to 3843 code for a protein of 655 amino acids. Lineage: Eukaryota; Metazoa; Chordata; Actinopteri; Lampriformes; Lampridae. The transcript is spliced from 3 exons.